CCCUAUAGGUUUUUAGGGAGCAUUCCGGACCUGCUGAUCAUUGAAAAUAUGGCGAGACUUUCAAAUCAGUAGUUCAAAAAAGCAUCUUGAUUUUCCAUUCUUUUUUUUCUCCUCUUUACAGGGAGAAGGGAUUCGCUGUAACAGAUGAGUUCAGUUCAUAUAACAUGGUGCAGAGGCGCGUGUUUAUUUCGAUUCAAACCAGUCGUGAGGGAGCUCGAAAAAAAUCUUUGAUGGAAACCAUUACCUAUUCCGACAGAAAAUUAAGUGCCGAAUAUUAUGGAACAGCCAAAGUCGGUGAAUCCUGUAACAGAGAUUACAAUUGCAUCCAACAUGCCUAUUGUCGAACGCAAUUGACUUGCUUUUGCGAACCAAAUUAUCUGCCAACACCCGACAUGUCAAUGUGCAUCCCAACCAUUGGUCUCAUGUGCGAAAAAAAUGAGGAGUGCAACUUGAUGUCGAACGCUGAAUGCAGACAAAAUAUUUGCGCUUGUCUUUACAAUUACACGGUAGACAUCAGAAAUUCAUCAAACUGUCUUGCAAGUCCCGUCGCGGUCAACGAUCCUUGUCAAAGACAUGACCAAUGUAUAGACAGUUUGGAUCGGGCACUCUGCAUUGAUGAUCGUUGCCAAUGUUUGACGGCUCACCACUUCGCCAAAAACGUUGGCAAAUGCAUACGAAGUGCAGGGUUGUACCAGCCGUGUGAGUCGGAUGCUAAUUGCUUUAUGCCCGGGGAAGAUGAGGAUUUGUUGGAGUGUAAACAAAAUACAUGCAGCUGCAGGGAUGGAAAAACAUCGAAACAUUGCAGUGGUGCUCACAGCAACUCUGCAACGAUGGCGGGAAUCCUCAUAAUGUUUUUCGUCAGAUUUCUCACAUGAUUCGUAUCGAUUAUGAAAGUUGUAACUUAACAAUCAUCAAUUUUUUUCGUUGUUAUAUCGUACACACUUACACUUAUGCAUAAUGUAAGCUAAAAAUAUUGUAUUAGAAUUUAGUUUACGCUAAACCGCUGCACAAAAUCUUCAUCUGUAGGUAUGUAUAGCAAUUUUUUAUAACCAUGCAUGUUUCUGUAGAUAAUUAAUAAUUAAAUUUAUCACUGCAUUUCGUACCGGA
This is a messenger RNA of Athalia rosae (coleseed sawfly), 1107 nucleotides long. Its product is annotated as prion-like-(Q/N-rich) domain-bearing protein 25. Lineage: Eukaryota; Metazoa; Arthropoda; Insecta; Hymenoptera; Athaliidae. The record is from RefSeq and is a predicted model, not a curated record. Bases 165 to 875 code for a protein of 236 amino acids. The transcript has 6 exons.